Molecule: messenger RNA, 1944 nt
Organism: Nakaseomyces glabratus
Lineage: Eukaryota; Fungi; Ascomycota; Saccharomycetes; Saccharomycetales; Saccharomycetaceae
Gene: SRP72
Product: signal recognition particle subunit SRP72
Biological process (GO): SRP-dependent cotranslational protein targeting to membrane
Cellular component (GO): signal recognition particle, endoplasmic reticulum targeting
Molecular function (GO): protein binding; ribosome binding; 7S RNA binding
Source: RefSeq, a predicted model, not a curated record
AUGGUUCAAAAAAACUUAACUGAGCUAUUGUCUCAAUUGAAUGUGCAAUCUAAUAACUCUGAACAUGUUGAUGCUGCAAAGACCUGCAAAGAACUAAUUGACAAUGGCUGUAGUAAAGAAGGUGAAGUUUUCAGACAAUGGUUGGUUGCUUUGAUAAAACAGGAUAAAUAUCAAGCUGCAUUUGAUUUGAUUAAGCAUUACAAGGACUUGGAUAACAGACACGGAUCUGAAUUUGUUUUAGAAAAAUUAUACGUAUAUUACAAAUUGAACAGUGUCCAUGAAUUUGAGCAAGUUUACAAAACGUAUUCCGAACAUGUCACUAACAAGAACCAAAUGGAAAGAGGAAUUCUUCAUAUAAGGGCCCAAUUCUGCUAUAAGAAUGGUAUUAACAAGGAAGCCCACGAAAUUUACGAACAUUUGUCAGAAUCAAACAAGGAUGAGGCUGACGAUAAUUCCGAAUUAAUAUGUAACAUACUUGUCCCAUUAACAGCUGACCCUAAAUUGUCUGAAACCUGGGCCAAUCUAAAACAUGAAAUAACUGAUAUGCUAUCUAGUGAAAAGUCAUACGAUGUCUUAUUCAAUUAUUCCAUUAUUUUGGUUGCCUUGAAGGAAUAUGAGUUAGCCUUCAAGGUAUUAGAUAAGGCUCACGAACUAGCUGUUCCAGAAGGUUACCAAAACGAUCUGGAUACGAUCGAACUACAGAAGUCAUACCUGCUUCAAAUCACAGGGCAAACUGUCCAGAGUAAAGAAAUCCUGAAGCCUCUACUGGAUAGAUUGGUACCUGGAUCACCACUCCAAUUGAUAGCCAAUUCGAACUAUCAUGCAUUUGUGGACUAUUCCAAAUUUACAACUAAUUUUGACUUAUUAUUAAGGCAGAUAAAUCAAGAAAGAUUCUAUUCUUACCAUUUGCAAAAAUAUACCCACGAGCAAUGGAAACUAAUAAACAACAACUUGCUAUUUUUGAAUUUGUUUAACAACAACCAAAUUAAUAGAAAGGAAACUAUUCUUGCCAAGACUUUGCAUAAUUAUAAGAAUCUCAUCGACAACGUUGCUAUUGAACCAUAUAAGACUCAAGCUAAGAAACUAUAUCACUUUACCAUGCAAUCAAUAGAUAGUGGUAUCAAUGGCAGUGCAAUUGGCAAUUUACUGUUAACAGUUCAACUUUUGGUUGUUGAAAAACAAUAUGACAACGCUAUUAGGAUCUGUGAGAACUUUUUGAGCAAAAGCGGCUAUGCGGAGAAGUCCCCUAAGCUAUUUGAUCAAAACCAUUUAGUUGUGUGCACUAUACUUUUCCAACUUUACAGAAUGUCUUCGAGAAUAGGUAAUAUUAACAGACUGGUAGCCAUAUUGGAAAUGCUACCCGAAGAAUAUAUUAAUGAUAACUCCUCCUUCUGGAUAUACGUCGCAUACGAAGCUUUAGCUAACGGUAAUAUUGAAAAAUCAAGAGAAAUUCUACAGAGGUUAUCAACAGACCAAACAAAUAUAACCCCCGAGCAAAAUGAAUUAAUAAAUGCUGUUUUGAGUUCCAGCGAAUCUGCAUUUGAUGAAGCUGUUAGACUUGUUGAAGAUAUUGAUGUGGAGCAAAUCAGAUCUGCAGGUAUCCGUCCAAUCGCACCAAAAUCAGCCGAAAAAAGUGCUACUAGUAUACUAAGAGCUCAAAAGAAAAAGCUUGAUAUCAAAAAGAAGAAGAAGAGGACGGCUAGAGCAAACAAAUUCCUUGCUAAGCGUGAAGUUGUUAAGAAGAACCCUGAUCCAGAAAGAUGGUUACCUCUAAAGGAUAGGUCUAGCUACAGAGUCAACAAGAAACAAGCAGGUAAAACAACACAAGGUGGUGCUUCAAGCAAAAAGAUUGAACAAGCUCUAGAUAUAACAAAGAAGAAUACUGCCUCCAAAAGUGGAAAAGGCAAAGCUAAACCAAAGAAGAAGGGUAAAGGCCGUAAAUAA